AUGGCAGAACAUCUGGAGAUUGAUGCUUUAAAGGCAAUCUCCAGUAAGCCUGCCAGCCAGAGAGCUGCCGCCAACGAGAAGGUGGCUCAGUUAUCGAGCCUCACAGCUUCUCUCUCCCAGAUAUUUGGCAACGGGCAGCAGCUGCCACAGCUAUACGCCGCUCUGAACCCUCACCAUGCUCCUGGACUGGUAGCUCGCCCAUUUUCUCAUCCGGGCCCUGGAUCAUGUCUCCAACCUGACCUGGCACCACUGGUGGCGCCGGCAAAUGUUGGAGAGCACGGCAAGGCAGAGAUCUCCCGCAUGUCACCCGGGCUCCCAUCGAACCCUGCAGAGCAGCAGCAGAUUGCCGCACCGUCCAUGGGAGAAGAAGCCCAGAAGGCCGAGGAUCCCCCCAAGAUGGCUGCCGUCACUGAUCCAGUGGAGAAAUCUGCUGCUGCUGCUGCUGCUGCCGCUGCCGCUGCCGCUGCUGAGAAUGGAAAUUCUGCCGCCACCACCACCACCGCUGCUGCUCAGGAGAAGGAGAAAGAGAAGGAUGGGGAGGGGAAGAAGGCCAAGGAGGGGAAAGGGGUGAGGGUGUUCAAGUGCACGCUGGUGGAGUUUGUGAAGGAGGUGUUGAGGCCGACUUGGAAGGAGGGGCAGAUGAGCAAAGAGGCCCACAAGACCAUCGUGAAGAAGGCGGUCGACAAGGUGGUCAGCACCCUGGAUGGUAAUAUUCCCCACACAAAGGAGAGGAUCGAUCUCUACAUGUCCUACUCUAAGGAGAAGCUCACCAAGCUGGUGCAGGUGAAGAGAUCAUCUUCACUGACUCUGUUUCUUCCUCUGUAUCUUCAUUGACUUUGUCCCCGUGGGAGUUGACCUCUGACUUCUCACUGGCGUUGACUGGGAGCUUUCUCUCUCUCUCUCUCUCUUUUUUUUUUCUUGUGCAGGCGUAUGUGGAGAAAUAUAUGAAGACCUGA
Molecule: messenger RNA, 956 nt
Organism: Spirodela intermedia
Lineage: Eukaryota; Viridiplantae; Streptophyta; Magnoliopsida; Alismatales; Araceae
Source: the annotation of a GenBank genome assembly